Messenger RNA from Acanthamoeba castellanii str. Neff, 978 nucleotides. RefSeq lists its product as uncharacterized. Lineage: Eukaryota; Discosea; Longamoebia; Acanthamoebidae. Bases 1 to 978 code for a protein of 325 amino acids. The transcript is spliced from 5 exons. The record is from RefSeq and is a predicted model, not a curated record.
AUGCUCGCCCACCUGAACAGAGAAGGAGGAGGAAGGCAGCAGAGCUCGUUCUCAUCGAUGCUGAUGUCCGUUUUCUCGCGAGGCGAGGCGUCGGCGGAAGUGGGCGUGGGCAGCAACGUGGUGAAGCUCACAUUGAGCGAGGGCGGGCUCAAGACGGAGCGCGUCGAUGCCCAGAGUAAGAAUGUCACCAUCAACUACGGCCUCACCAAGAUCGAGUGGUACGCCGUCGACGACACCACCGGCGAGCUCCUAAUCCAGUACCACGAGUUCAACACCGAUGACAAGUACCAAGUGGCGUUCAGGUCGCCGCAGUACCGGGCCAUCUGGGACUGCUUCUGCUACUACCUCUGCCGCAAGGGCGAGAAGCUCGCGCGAUCACAGAAGGAGAAGGAGCUCCGCAAUCAUAUGGCUCAGGAAGAGGACACGAUCGCGCCGCCACUACCGAGCCCCGGAGGCUCGCCCGCCGUACCGCAGGCGCACCAGAACCGCCCCACCAGCGGCGACCACCACUACCACCAGCCGACCCACACAACCGCCUCGCCCUCGGUCGGUCGCAGUUCCCUGCGCAACGGCCCCAACGCCACCGCCACCAAGAAGAAGAUGCCGCCCGUCCACUUCUCGCCACGCAUCAGCAAGACCGACUCCCCCAACCUUGCCACGUCAUCUUCGACAUCGCCGCACGGGGCGGAUGAUGUCAUCAGCUUCGACGCGCCGCUGAUCGUUCUGCCGCCUCCGCCGCGCAACAGGUCAUCAGCGACGGUCUCCUCGCCGGGCGUCGGCCGCGUGGCCCUGCCGCCCGGCCCCGUGUCGCCGUCCUUCAGCGCCUUCCCCCAGUCGCCCACCGGCAGCUUCGACAUGCCGGCCCUCCCCUCGCCCGGCCUCUCGGACCAGCGGCGGUCCACUAUCACCUCCGGCUUGCCGCCCAAGCCCGCCGAGCCCACGCCCUCCGCCCCGGCCUUUGAUCUCAUCAACUGGUGA